Teleopsis dalmanni is the source of this 1701-nucleotide messenger RNA. RefSeq lists its product as uncharacterized. Lineage: Eukaryota; Metazoa; Arthropoda; Insecta; Diptera; Diopsidae. The record is from RefSeq and is a predicted model, not a curated record. The coding region runs from base 719 to 1699 and encodes 326 amino acids. The transcript has 4 exons.
AUACUCAAAAUUUCCACUUCAUCCAACUUUAAGUCUUCAGUUUGCUCAAAACGAAAUAUCGACUGCGCCAGAUUUCUAAUUAAAGAUUUCUUUUAAUAAAGUUUGGACAAAAACAAAAAGAAAUAUUCAUAAUUCUGUUCCAAACUCUUUACAACUGUAAUCUACAAACAAAGACUACCAAUUUCACUUCAACAUCUUAGAACUUUGCUGCUAAGCUCUUAAACACACACUACGAGUUUAUUAAUUAAUUUAAUUAUCAACUUAAACUUGACCAAGUUAAGAACAAAACACUACGCAAUGGAAAACUAUUGGAACGCCAGCAGCAACAUCGCGACAAUGAAGUCAAUACAACAACUUUUAAUCAAUAAAACAAAACUGAACUUAAUUCAAAAAGCAAAAUGACACUUCAGUUUGAUGAAAGUGCUUCAGUGCAGAAAUAAACAUUGAUCAUCCACAACGCACCGAGCAGCUUUUGUUGUAGCGCAUAGCACAACAUAGCAGUGUAUAGCACAGCAUAGCAGUGUAUAGCGCAACAUAGCAGUGUAUAGCACAGCAUAGCACAUUAUAGUAUAACAGAGACAACGUCAACAUCAGUGACAGCAAACACCAAUUCAAACAGCUUCAACCAUUCAACCGCACUUCAUAGAUUCUGCCUUAUAGUUAGAGAUUGGUUCAUACGGUUAUUGUUGCCACAAUCAGAGCGUCAAUCAAGUUAAAAAUGUUGCCAAAGCAACGAACUUUGAUUUUGUUAGUGUUGUUGUUUUUGUUUUUGUUUUGUUUAAAGUUUGGCAACAAUGUAAACGCUGCAGUCAAAGUAAAUGCCGACGAUGCCAAGGAGCAAAUAUCAACAAAGUCUCGAACUGGAAUCGAAACUACUCUGAAUGUCAAUGAAACAAUGAUAAUUGAGGAACAAGCAAUGAAAACUAAUACACAGCCGAAGGGCGAUGAAAAUGACAGGCGCGCAUUGUCGAGAAGAAAACGUUUUAUUGGAUUUCCGCAAGGUUCUUCUUUUUCGUGCGCUGUUUGUUUAACAACUGGUGUACUUGGUAAUCCAAAUUAUCAAUACCUUAGUUUGGGAUUAAAUUGGGGUAUAGCAUAUAACUUGCCAAAUUCAUCAUGGGUUAUUGGGCAUGCCAACGGUUUUACUAAUUCAAAAGAUGAUAAAGAUGAACCCAUGAAAGAUGAUUCAGCUGAUACUUCAACACCUGGCACACCAGCAGUAGAUGGAGCCACAGAUGAUGCUGUUCCAACUGAUCUCCCACCAAUCGAUAGUUUUACAGGUAACAGUACAGAUGAUAGUAGCAGUGAUAGUGGAGAUAUGAGUCCUAAUAAAAUGGCAAUGAGAAUAAUUAAACGUAGACAUCGGCGUCAUCUCUAUGAUAAGUUGGAGACACUAAUUAACAACAUGGGCUAUGAUGGAAGAGAUUGUGUAUUACGUGCUCUUUGUGAAAGUCGACAAUUUUUCCAAAAACCGAAAAUGGGCAUGAUUGGAGAAAUGAUGCGAGUUAUUUUUAGCCUUCCAAAACAGCGUUUGUAUACACGAGAACUACGUGAGAAUCCUGGCAUAGAAACGUACGAUGAAGCAUAUCGAAAUGGUCAUGAGAACGAUUGCGAAACCGAGUAUAAUUGUGACUUUUCGUUGCUUGAACUGGCUUUUGGAAAAUAUUCAACACCGCCUGAAAAAUAUUAUUUUCAAUAAAU